CACCUCCUUUCCCCUACUCUUUCCCGCUUUGAGAAAAGCGAGGCGAGGAGGAAAAACUUUGGCACGGAUAACUUUUCGGCCGGCGCGCAGAGAGACGCGAAAUCUCUUGUUGCCGUGUUCUCCGUGGCCGCCGGGCUUGAGGGGCCAGUGUGCUGCGAUGUCCACACGAAGGGGUCGGGUACGCACAGCGUCUUCGACGAUGCCAUGAAGCUUCUGAGCUUCCGAAAAGUGACGCAGGGCACCGCCCUAGCCCUUUUUCUGGCCGCGUUCUACGCGGCAGUGCUGUUGCUCGGCUGGCCGCCCCUCCGCAUCGAGUUUCCAUCUUCGCCGUCGACGGCGGUGGCAGACGACGUGCUCGCAAGUCAAGAUGGCGGCGCCCUCCGUCGCAAAGGCGCUGGUGCUCCGAGCAAGCUGGUGUUCCUCAAGUCUGCGCCGGGCUUCCACGAAAAACCGUCGCGUGCUCCGACGAAACUGCAGAACGGACUGGAGUAUUCGGAUCAGGCCUCUGGCGAGGACUUAGGCGGUGAGGGAAGUGCUAAUAAUAACAGUAAUAACUACAAUAACAAUAGUAAUGCCAACAACGCAUCCGCGUUGGUGGAGCGGUCUUCUGGUGAACGGACGAGACUUGAGGAUGUGUUCUUGAGUGUCAAGACGACGCGGACUUUUCAUCGCAGUCGCCUAGAUGCCAUCCUCAAAACGUGGUUUGUGCUCGCUCGGGAACAGACCUAUUUCUUCUCGGAUUUCUCGGAUCCGCUGUAUCAAAUCAAGACAAAUGGGCAUCUGGUCAACACCAACUGUUCCGCCACGCAUAACAGGAAGGCCCUGUGCUGCAAGAUGUCGGUCGAGUUGGACUUCUUUCUCGACAGCAAUAAGAAGUGGAUGUGCCACUUCGACGAUGACAACUAUGUCAACGUACCGCGGCUGGUUCGGUUGCUCCAGGGUUACGACCCGAGGGAGGACUGGUACCUGGGCAAGCCGUCCAUCAGGCAGCCGCUGGAGAUCCUCGCUAGAGACUCCGGCUCACCUCCACAGAAGAAGAUAUCCUUCUGGUUUGCCACAGGGGGUGCAGGCUUCUGCAUCAGCCGGUCACUGGCGCUCAAGAUGCUCCCCAUAGCUGGGGGUGGCAAGUUCAUCAGCAUUGGCGAGCAUAUCCGGUUGCCUGACGACGUCACCAUGGGUUACAUCGUCGAACACCUGCUCAAGAAGAAGUUGACGGUUGUGGAGAACUUCCACUCCCACUUGGAGCCGAUGAAGUUCCUCAAGAAAGAAGCACUCAGCGAUCAGGUGACGUUCAGCUACUCGAGGUUCGGCAAGGAGAUGAACGUCCUGUCCAUUGACGGCUUCCCUUACAGGGUGGACCCUACCAGGUUCCUGUCCCUACACUGUCACCUAUUCCCCAACUUCAGCUUCUGCCCCAGAUAGCGGCGCAAGCGACAUCUAAUCUGCAUUUAAUGUGCCAACAGUCAUUUUACAAAUUAUACACUCCGGGCACCAGCGCAGAGCAGCGAGCGGGCCAAAAUGGCGCGGGUCAACCAGUCGCAGACGACCAGCCCUGGGAUUGCGUCCCAUUACAUCGUGGCGGAAAGAGAGCGCCUACAGCGCUCCCGAGCGGCGGAGAACACGGACAACAAAAUGCCAACGACGCCAGUCUGCAGUUUUCUUUUCUUUUUUUUUUUUGUCCUGCGUUUGAUCUACAGCAGCAGCAAGAGUCUGUAAUUUGGUCAUUGCUCUGAUGUUGCCGUUGAUGCUGCUGCCUCUUUUGCUGGGAGGACGGCCGACGUAUGGUUUUAAUUGCGUCGGGUUUAGAGGACCCGGUCAGGUCCGCCUGACAAAUUGCCCGUCGUUUGGAGUAUAUUCUGGGAACCCACGUUUUCUUAAUGAUAGUCAGGUUGAAUUACGUUGAUGAUGUAUAGUGUAGCCACCGAGCUUGUCUCUUGUGGAAGUGGCCUUUGAGCGCUAAAAGUUAUGAUGAUAGUUUUUUUUUUAUGUUCCAACAAAUUUGGUAGCAAUUUACUUGGCCAUGCAAUCGAAGAUGUUUGAAUUUGACCGCAUCUUUGAAAUUGCUGCUUUUGCAUUGAAGAUGCUAAUGUUUCACAAGUAAGCGCAAUCCUUGAAGCAAUAGAUGCGUAUAGAAUAAUUGGAACAAUGUGUACUUAUUCUGAAUGUGCAUGCACUCAGUCAGAAGGGCAGUGCAACUAAAAGCAAACUCGACAACAUAAUAAAGAGAACACAGUACUGUUUCAAUGUUUACAAUGAAUGUUAUAAAGUACGGCUUCACGAUGUUUGUGAUUGAAGUGUCUUCAAAGCAUGCAUCCGUUCGGCAUCUUUCAUUGUGCUGUUUCGAGGCAGUUAAUUUAUGAAUAAUCGCGUUGCAGUUUUCUUACCCACGAGUCUUGAAUUGUUUUAAGACACACACACAUUCAACCGGAGUAUUACAAACAAUCUUAUAUUUGGUAUUUGUGAGGAGCUCGAUGUCACAACCAUGGGUUGUUAUCAGUUUGGAAGAUCUCGUUUUCUUCAUCUGUUAAUCGAAAAGCUAUUCGCAAGAGAGCUGCUAGAAAGCUGGACGUUUAUGAGUUUACUAUCUUUUGCUUAACCACGAAUCAUAUCAAUUCAGUUUCGAGGCAGUUUUUAAUGUCCGAAAAUCUUUAUGUAGAUGAGGGCAUCUUGCGAAGUCUGAGUGUUUAUAAAGUACAAAAAGAUUGCAACCUAUAAUUCCUGUAGCCUUUUUGGGAAUACUACGAGUAGGUUGUAAAGAGCAUCUUCGUGAACCACGAGAAGUCCCUGCGUUCGUAUACAGGCUUGACGAAUCAUUAGGAUUUCCUGAUGGUCCAUCAAGGCUUCAGUGACAUCAUAGCGGGAAUUCCUGAUGAUUUGUCAGGGUUUUCUGUAAAAAAAAAUUUGUAGUUGGUCAAGUUGGUACAUCUUAGAUUCAAAGAGCUCCAAAACAAACAAGAAAAACGGGAAGAAUUGGACGAAACGAUGAGCUACUGUCAACUGAUUUUUUAUUUGGAAAAUGCGAGCAUACAUAUGGGCACUAGCAAGCGAACCACAUGCUCACAAGGCUGAGUGGUUUUCUUGGGAGUGAGCGAAUGGUUUGCUCGGGAGUGAAAAUAUAUGUUCGUCUUUUCCAAAUAAAAUUUCAGUUGACAGUAGCGCAUCGUUUCGUCCAAUUCUUCCUGUUGUCCUUGAUUUUUCGACCCUUUUCGAAUGUAGGGUUUUCUGGAUUGUUUCUUCAUGUCAUAGGAACCUCAUGGUUUGUCAGAAAUACCGGGUAGGUUUCCGAGCCGGUUUUGACGGUGAUAAGUCGGAAAUCGCUUAUAAACAACGUGAAGUUUUUGCCCCCAUGCCACAACGUUGAUGCUGAGAUUGAAUAAGCAGCUAUAUUUUAUUUUUUUAUUUUUCAAAGACCGCAUCCCAAGUGCCUUAGACAUCUAAUAGAUGGAAAUACUCUAAGUUCAGAUUGCGCAAUGUCUCGUCUUUUCGAUGUCAUUACUUUUUUUAAGUUCGCGUUUUGGACAGGUUUUAAAUAGUUUUAUUGUUAUUUUUUAUGAGGUGUCGGAACAGUUAUGCAGCUGUUUUUACCCACAAUGGCCGCAUGCAUGCCGCCAUUUUUUUAAAGGAGCUAUUGUAAAUUAAUUUGUACAUAUAUAUACUAGAAUACUUUUGUAAAGAAAAUAUAUAUUGUAAAGUGUACAUAACGCCGUUUAUUUCAUAUGUAUAUAAUUCGAAAAUCGAGAUUGAUUUUGGGUACUUUUGUACUCAAGAAGUGUUCUGUUGGUUUUCCUUUUACGGUAUAUUUUUUUUUUAUGGCUGUGCUGAUUGAAUAAUCGGCGAGCGUUGCGAAAUUGCGAAUAAAAUACAAAAUGUGGAAACUGA
Ixodes scapularis (black-legged tick) is the source of this 3879-nucleotide messenger RNA. Its product is annotated as fringe glycosyltransferase. The record is from RefSeq and is a predicted model, not a curated record. Bases 205 to 1422 code for a protein of 405 amino acids. Gene Ontology annotation, biological process: regulation of Notch signaling pathway. Gene Ontology annotation, cellular component: membrane. Lineage: Eukaryota; Metazoa; Arthropoda; Arachnida; Ixodida; Ixodidae. The transcript has 10 exons. Gene Ontology annotation, molecular function: O-fucosylpeptide 3-beta-N-acetylglucosaminyltransferase activity.